AUGGGUGGUUCUAACGCCCCUUUCUAUUCGUGUGAUGUCGACCCACGUCAUUAUCCAUGGCUGUCCAUUUCGCCGUGUUGCUACAAUUACCUCGCUGCUAAAGUACUGAAAUUGGCUGACAAUGCAUCUCGUGACAACAAGAAGAUUUGCAUCAACGUUCGCUUUCUCCAACUCGCUGUACGCAACGUUGAAGAGCUCAAUAAGGUGCUCUCAGGUGUGAUGAUCGCUCAAGCAGGGGUUCUGUCCAACAUCCAAGCGGCUCUUCUACUCAAGAAGCCUGGUGGAGAAAAGGAAUAUGUUCUAUACGCCAGGAGUGGUGUUAGCCCACCCACUCAUGGUUGUCGGGUCGCAACGUGCGGACCUUGCCGAUGCCUACAUAAGCGGCACACUGGCGGUAACCCGCAUGUCACUCGUCAGUGUCGUGCUAUCGCCAUGUCUGGUCGAGGAAAAGGAGGCAAGGGACUCGGAAAAGGGGGAGCGAAACGCCAUCGCAAAGUGCUCAGGGACAACAUCCAAGGCAUCACCAAGCCAGCCAUUCGUCGCCUUGCUCGUCGUGGUGGUGUGAAGCGUAUCUCUGGACUGAUCUACGAGGAGACUCGUGGGGUGCUGAAGGUGUUCCUAGAGAAUGUGAUCCGUGACGCCGUCACCUACUGCGAACACGCCAAGAGAAAGACCGUUACCGCGAUGGACGUCGUCUACGCCCUCAAGCGCCAAGGACGUACGCUAUACGGCUUCGGUGGAUAA
Angiostrongylus costaricensis is the source of this 744-nucleotide messenger RNA. Lineage: Eukaryota; Metazoa; Nematoda; Chromadorea; Rhabditida; Metastrongylidae. The record is from the annotation of a GenBank genome assembly.